Molecule: messenger RNA, 5371 nt
Organism: Salmo salar (Atlantic salmon)
Lineage: Eukaryota; Metazoa; Chordata; Actinopteri; Salmoniformes; Salmonidae
Product: ATP-sensitive inward rectifier potassium channel 11
Biological process (GO): potassium ion import across plasma membrane; regulation of monoatomic ion transmembrane transport
Cellular component (GO): plasma membrane
Molecular function (GO): ATP-activated inward rectifier potassium channel activity
Source: RefSeq, a predicted model, not a curated record
UCAUUGGCUGAGCCCUCCUGGUGACCUGGAUGGAAUUAUGUGAUCCUUCCUUAACCCAUAGGAAGUCCCACCCAGUUGACUACUUCAAAAUGGCGAAAGUCCUCUAAAACGGCCUUUAGGGAAAUGGAGUCCUCUAUGUAUCUCUAUGCUCCCUCAUCAGAACAAUGGGACCGGGGUAGUUGUUAUCACCUCUGGGUAAAACACUCGGGUUAGUAGACGAUUACACCACUCCUGUUACGAUAUAUCUACCUCGUUAAAGGUUUGCUUAUACAUGAGAGAAUUCUGUUUCCAUCGUGUGAAAAGCGCGCCAGACCGGUGCGUCAACUGCGAUGGAAAUAUCGAGUUGCAGUUCGUGACUGACAGCGGCAGCUGAAUCUUCUCAUGAGACCUGGGCGGCUAUGGUGGUGCCCCUGUCUAACCGAUGUGAGGAGCACACAUACUUUUAGAAACUAGAUGACAGCACAACACUCUCUCCGGCCAGCUGCUGUCAUUCGGAAGAGUACUGUCACUGGAGGUUGACCUUCGACUAGAAGACACAGUUGAGAAAAGGAAUUCCUUAGCCUAUAUAUUUCAUCAAGAGAAGAGGUAGCUAAUCUUCGUAAUCCAAAGCAAGUGGUUAGGGGGUGACUAGUAGGCUAUGGGAGCAUUAUGCUUUCCCGAAAAGGACUGAUCCCGGACGACUACUUGCUGACCCGCUUGGCUGAGGAUGUCCAGCAGCCUAAAUUCAAGGCGUCAAAAGCGCGGAAGGCUCGGUUCGUCGCCAAAAACGGAACCUGUAAUGUGGCCCACACGAACAUUCGCGAACAGGGACGGUUCCUACAGGAUGUUUUCACCACUUUAGUGGAUCUAAAAUGGCUUCACUUACUUAUCAUUUUCACUAUGUCAUUUCUGUGCAGCUGGCUGCUGUUUGCAAUGGUUUGGUGGCUCAUUGCCUUUGCGCACGGCGACCUGGAUCAAAAGGGUGACGACUUUGUCCCGUGCGUGACGGACAUCCACUCCUUCUCCUCUGCGUUUCUUUUCUCCAUAGAGGUACAGGUGACCAUCGGGUUCGGGGGGCGCAUGGUCACAGAGGAAUGCUUGUCUGCCAUAGUGGUCCUUAUCAUUCAGAACAUCGUGGGCUUGCUGAUUAACGCCAUAAUGCUGGGGUGUAUCUUUAUGAAGACGGCCCAGGCCAACCGGCGCGCCGAAACGUUGAUCUUCAGCAAGCACGCCGUCAUCUCCAUCCGAAAUAACAAACUGUGCUUUAUGAUCCGUUUAGGGGACCUGCGGAAGAGCAUGAUCAUUAGUGCCACCGUGCGGAUGCAGGUGGUAAGGCGCAGCACCACUUCGGAGGGCGAGGUGGUCCCCCUGGACCAGAUAGACAUUCACAUGGACAACCCCGUGGGGACCAACGGUAUUUUCCUGGUGGUUCCUCUCAUCAUAUGCCACGUUAUUGACAAAGACAGCCCGCUCUACGAGCUAUCGCCAGCGGAUUUACAAAAUAAUGAUAUCGAGGUGGUAGUGGUGCUGGAGGGGGUGGUGGAGACCACGGGUAUAACCACCCAGGCCCGGACAUCCUACCUGUCUGAGGAGAUACUGUGGGGGCAGCGCUUUGUGCCCACUAUAUCCGAGGAGGAGGGCAUGUAUGCGGUGGACUAUUCUAAAUUCGGUAACACAGUUAGAGUAGCGACACCCAGCUGCAGUGCCAAGAAACUGGAUGAGCAGGGAGGCAUCGCCAGGUUUAAAGUGCACGAACACGCGACCCCGCGGCCGUCCGUGAGAAGGCGACGGCUCUCACUGCGCAUGAAGCAAUACAGCACCAUCAGCCCACUAGCCUGAAUAGCCUACUUUUACAGAUAUAAAGGAGUUGCCAUUGCAUUUUGUAUAUGAAAGUAAUAGAUUUUUAUUACCUAUUGAAUUUGAAUGGAUCAUUUUGUAAUACUACAGAAAUGAAAUGUUUAUUAUGUCCUAGCAGUGUUAUUAUUCUGUUCCAUGGCACCCACAAGGUGUGCAGGCUUUUUUCUUGCCCAGUCCUAACACCUGCUUCCACCAAGGACGGGAUUAGCAGUAGCGUGCAUCAUGGGUAAAAAUCACUGCGGAAGUCAGAAAAAAACCCGAUAACCUGCUAGUUCAUAUGCCUUGCGACCGUGAUAUAGGCCUAAGGAAAGGAAAGGGGGAUACCUAGUCAGUUGUCCAACUGAAUGUAUUCAGCUGAAAUGUGUCUUCCGCAUUUGACCCAACCCCUCUGAAUCAGAGAGGCGAAGACAGUGGCAGAAUAAAUUCAACCACACCUUUGUUUCAUCACAAAACCGGGGGGCAACCUCUGUCGGGUGAAGUCUACAAGGCAUAUUGCAUGAUCAUCGUCAAGAAAGGGAAUGUUUCCGACAUUUCCGGACUACUAAACAACCAUGGAGAGUUAUUGCAAGUUGCAAAGAAAACAGGAGCUUCCUCCACUAUUCCAGCACCAUUUCAUCAUCAUCACAUCAUCUCUGCUUAGUCUAAUACAGUGACAACCAAAAACAACUUAGUCCAAUCAACAUAAGCUAAAUAUGAUGUGGCUGGCCAUGGUUCUGAUUUGUGUGUGCAAGCAGAAACAACAUGUUGGCUCACCCUACUUGUAGCGUAAUAGAGUACCAUAGUAUGAGUCAUAAUAUCCAUAAAACCUAGCAGUCAAACAAGGAAAUGGUUUCAAUCGUUUUUCCACCAUUCAUUUUCCCAUAGGGGAUUUUAGAAACACUUAAAAUAAGGGCUGUGCUUCGUGUAGGCUUACCCUGGCAUGACAUUUUGAUAACUGUGUAAAUCUCUCUAGGACAAGGUGACUUUUAUCAAAAAUAAAAUACUAAUUAGCUGAUUUGUCUAUCAGAAAGAACUACAAAUGCAAUGAUCUGAACGAGACUGCCGAAUCAAGGCAAAGAAUCUCUGGAUUAACUAUGUAAUGUUAGGUAAAUUUAGUAAUGAAUAAAUUGGCAAAAUGUCUUUAAAUUGACACAAUACCUGUUAGUAAAACUGCCAGCUAGAGGUGACGUGCAGGAUCUUGCAGGGAUUCUUGCUUGAGAAAUGACUCUUUGCUAAGAAGCCAUUUUUGUUUCUUUUUGACUAUUUUAUAUGAAAAUAAUCACAGUAAGGUGCUUACUUGUUACCCCAAAAUGUGAAAUCGAGAUAAAAAUGUCUGCAUUGGAACUUUAAAUAGACUGGUUAAAUUAGCAUUAUUUAGAGACCCCAGAUAUUAGACUUUUGUUGCAUUUAAAGCUGCAUUAUGUAACUUUCACAUAGAAAUAUGAGUUAUAGAUCGGUCACUCAUUGAAAGCAAUUCUAAGAAGUGAAGUGCACCUUUAAUGGGGCUCACACAGUCCCCCCCUGUAAUUCACAGUCAGCGCUGGACUAGAAUAAAAACCUUCACAGCCUGUGGGUAUAGUAAAAACCAGGAUCAAAGAACACUGUAUCUGUUGUGUAAUACCCACAUAUCCCGAUUAUAGACUGCAAUGUGAAUGCGACAUUACCUGAAGCAUUAGGUGAUUUUAGGUGCCUGAAUGUCUUGUUUUAGAAAUCCCACAAUAUGCACGUAUCAAAUACAUUAUUAAUCAGGGUCCUAAAUGAAAACAUAUGCACAUGUAUGACGGAAUGCAGUUUGAUAGAUUUAUAACAUUAUACAAAGUUAUGCAAGUAGUGUAUCCAGUUCGGAGGCAGAGGCCAGUGUGUGUGUACUGGUGCCCAACACUCCCACUGAAGAACUAGCCUCCUGCAGGCUUUCCUUCUGGCACUGCAUUAAAACCAGUACAACUGACACUGUGGCCCUCGAGGACUUGAGCACUGCUGAUCUACAUAAUGAUGCUCUUGUAUGGUAAAAAUCACUAUGGUUUUUGAUAGUGUUUAUGCAAAGCUUGACUUCGGCAAUAAAGAGGAAAUGCCUGUUGAAAAGCACUUGAGAUGUACUGUGUGUGUGUGUGAUAUAGAUAUAUAUAUAUAUAGAUAUACAUGUGUAAGGAUGAUAUGCAGAGGAGAGUUUCCUUGAAAAAAGUGACAUGUUUUCCGUGUCAUAUUUCUAUGCACAUCAUCAUCAGGUUGACAGAAGACAACAUGAGACAGAGCGGCAUUUAUGUAUUUUAUUCGAUUAUAAUCAGCAGAGGUUAAAAUAUUAAAUUGCUUUUAACUUAGUUAAUAAUUAAAAUACAUAAAAAUGAAAGCCAGAACUGAAGAACCCUGCAAACAAAACAAAAUUAAAAUAAAUAAAAUAAAAGGAGAAUAAUAAACCCAAAUCCUCGAUACAGAGGCUGUCUAAUUCCUCUUUCCACUCUCUGUACAGUGAAGAUGAACCAGACCGUGCAGUUUUCUAUAUAUGUGUAGGAUAACAUUUUUUUUCAUUAACUAGUUUCCUCUUUGAUAAUUUAAAAGGGAAAAUAAAACCCCAAAAGACAAGGGGCUGGGCUGGGGGGCUUCUUCAGCAAUACAGAACUGUAAAGCAGACCACACUUCUCCUUUCUCUCCUCUCUUUCUGGGCCUGCAGACAUUACCAAUGUCCUUGUCCUUCUCCUGUGCUGCUAGAGAGGGCAGGGUGGCCAACGCUCCAUCACACCGCAGCAAACAGCAGUUCCCUGGGGAAGAGGUCUUCACUCUCCACCAACCUCCCCUGUAACCAGACAUGGGCACCAGUCUGUCUUGUAAUAGCGGGUCUGGUCAUAUUAAAUAGCUUCCAUAGAAUUUUGAUAUCUUUAUCUCCCUGUUUGCGUGGCAGUGCCACCCUGUCUAUACUGCCCCCUAUGGGUGGCCUCUGGGACAGGGAUGUUAUAGAGGGGUUCAUCAGGUGAAUACAUGACUAAAGUAAUACGAGAAUGACAACUGUAAUAUUGAAGGGACAGAGUAGUUUUGUGGACAGAGAGAGAGAGAGGGCGGUAGAGAAUAAUAGCAGUGACUUGUGUUCUCUCUGGUCCUGAGUAGGAAGCGCUUUAAUCAGCUCCAGAUUAACAACUCAAACAGUGAUUGGCUAGUAUUGUCCCACUAGGUAGUAACGUGGCUCCCUAUAGACCUUCCCCCUUCAAUCCUCCCACCACUAGGCUGGAGCGAAGAGCCAAUACUCAUUGUUGAGUCACCUCUUCUCCACACAAUAACAACACUUUACAAUAGUACGUUCAAGCAAAGCAGUCACCAUCCUGAACUGUACUUUAGGCAGAGAACAGAGGGAGAGAAGGGCAAACAGAAACACUGUCCCAAAUGAGAAAAACAAAUACAACUGAAUAAAACUUUUCCAACAGAAUAAAAUAAAACCAAAAUUAAAAUAAAAAAAACAUUACAUAUUUGUUCCUAGUUUAAAUUGCAGACCAGAUGGGAGGGAUUUGCCCCUGGAAGGAACACGCUCACGCCAAUUCCUGUUGGCGUGACAACACCCCCCCCCCCC